Messenger RNA from Fusarium graminearum PH-1, 2514 nucleotides. RefSeq lists its product as uncharacterized. Gene Ontology annotation, molecular function: zinc ion binding; DNA-binding transcription factor activity, RNA polymerase II-specific. Gene Ontology annotation, biological process: regulation of DNA-templated transcription. The record is from RefSeq and is a predicted model, not a curated record. The transcript is spliced from 2 exons. NCBI's taxonomy places the organism in Eukaryota, Fungi, Ascomycota, Sordariomycetes, Hypocreales, Nectriaceae. The coding region runs from base 1 to 2514 and encodes 837 amino acids.
AUGGCUCAGAGCUGGUUGAUAGAAGAGGGCUCAUCGUCUCAUUCUAAGAGAGCGGGGGGAAGAGCAGCACAGUCACAGUCACAACCACAACCACAAGCACAAGCACAAGCGCAGGCACUGGCACAGGCAAGGGCACUGGCACAGGCAAGGGCUCUGGCACAGGCACAUGCACAUGCACAUGUCCCAGUCCAAAUACAUGCACAAACGAACUUGGAUGUACCUUACUCUAAAACUUUUGCAAAUAUGAACCAGCCUACCAAUGUGUCUUCCUCUAUGUUGAGGGCUCAAUCAACAGAACCACCAGUACCGACACCAAUACAAACAUCAUUGGAAUCAACAUCAUCAUUGGCAACCACCCCCCAUGCUCAGGCCCAGACACAGGCAACAUCAACAACCCCGGUCUUUCCAGCAACUGACCCAACUCAGCCACCUUCUUCCUCUCUACACCCUAUCGCCAUUAACACUUUCAAUACCAUCGAGAUUCCUUCCAACGAGAGCAGUUACAGCAGCAGCAACGUCUCUCCUGCGUCAACAAGUACACCGGCUACUCCAAGUGCUACCACUGAAGCUAUUGCUGCUUCAAGCAGCCCAUCUAUCUCCUCCUCUAUCCUUGCUUCCUCUGCCAAGACUCCUUCUACUUCAACCUCAACAGACCCAACAGCGCAGAGACGUAUCAAGUGUGAUGAGGCUCGGCCAGCUUGUACGCAAUGUGUUCGAAGCAACAAGAACUGCACUGGCUACCCACCUCCCAGUCGCAGUUCCCGCCCCUUUGAAGAGGUUCGAAUCGCCCCGAAACCGAUGCCAGUCUACGACGCCCAUGUACCCUCGAAUGCUAUCAUUGCGCCUUUGCACAGCGACUACCACCUACUGCCACGUCGAGUACACCAACGAGCAGUUUUGAGAGCUGUCUCCCCUGGAACCUCUUCCCCGUCACCCACUACUUACCAACCAUCCAUGGCUCUUCAUAUCCAGCCUAGUGAAUCUUUCUACUUUGACAUUUUCCGCUCGCACACGGCCCACGAGCUAUCCGGCUACUUCAACAACGUGUUCUGGACCCGCUACGUGUUACAGGAAUGUCAUUCUGAAGAUGCUAUCAAGUGUGCUGUGAUUGGACUGGGCGCCCUGUAUCAGACCCUUGAACAGACGGCUGCGCUCGACAUGCGUCGUGGAUCCGAUGCGAGCUCUGAGGCCCGUUUCGAGAUUGUCAGGGGCCAUUGGCAAGUGGCUAUCAGGCGAUACGGCGAUGCGUGCAACGCAUUGGUCAAACUAAACACUCAGGAUCAGAGAUCACACAGAACCUCCAUCAUGGCCAAUGUACUUCUCGCCUGUUUCGACUCCUUUAUUGGCGAUCACAGGCAGGCGAUCCAUCAGAUCCAGACCGGGCUUGGUUUGCUCGACAUAUUCCACACUCAGCAAAGGCAACGACUCCUGCCUGCGUCCGAAGAUUCGCUCGAAGAGGAACUGGUUACUAUCUUUACACGACUAGCGAUCCAAGCAAAGUCUUAUGACAUGGCUUUCCAUUUCCCACAACCAUUCAGUAUACGGCUCAGUUCCCAGUCUCAACCGCAAUCUCCUGGUCACAGUGGCGCAAAUACCCCUUUGCAGGAGGAGCCCCUCUCUAUCCCUGAAAACUUUACCUCUGUCAUUGAAGCUCGGGUCGCCUUUGAUAAUCUGAAUGUUCGAAUCAUGCGAUAUAUAGAGGAACUGUUCUCCAUGAAAUCGGAUCUCAAGGGCACACUUCCCCCAUCUUGGCUAGAUUAUGGUCUUUCGUUCAAGAACCAUCUCGAUAGAUGGGCCAAGGCUUUCGACAACCUGUUUUUCGCGCGACACAACCCCUCUAUCAGUAUGCAAGAGAAAGCAGGCAUUGCAGCCUUGAGAAUGCUGGCCACUAAUACGAGAAUCCUGUAUCUUAUGAUGUUCAGUGAUAAAGAGUCCGACUUCGACAAUUUUCUCCCUCAGUUUCAGACUGUAGUCGACCUGGGUAUUGAGAUAGUCGGCGACGAGGAGAGACGAGCCGCCGCGCGCGACUGCCCAAACCCUGGACAGUGCCAGCAUAGACAACGCGAAACCUGGCAGUCCCAAGACUUCGUUCCGUCGAUGGGAUUCUCAGCCCCUCAUAUCAAACCUCGAUUUGCCGCCGACCUCGGUAUCGUUGCUCCUCUGUUCGUUGUAGCUACAAAAUGCCGUGACCCAGGUACCCGCCGCCGAGCCAUCCAGCUACUUCGCAGCAGUGCUCGUAGGGAGGGCAUGUGGGAUAGUGAGAUGGUGGCCAAUAUCAGUGCUUGGGUUAUGGAUCUCGAAGAGUCAGAGGCGCUUGCUAUGGGAGUUGAGUCUUACCCUGCCGAUGGUAUCUCAAGGCCCAUACCCCGCAUAAUACCUGAAGAAAAGCGAUUCACGAUCCGAUCCGUCGACUUUGAUCUGCGGACUCGUGUUGCAGACCUCCAGGUUGGUGUCCGCGGCCUCCCACCCGGCAUGCCGGACCCAAAGUUUCGUCAAACCCGAUUAAAUUGGUGA